UUCACUACUACCCAGAAAAGGAAGCAUACACUCCUGGACAGAGGUCUCAGCCUGUGAAACAUCCAGACAACUUACAGACCAGUGGGAAGAUCUUGUAUCCAAGCAAAGAAUCUUAUGCUCCAGGUGAAAGAGCUCCAAGAACUGAACACCCUGAUAAUUUGAGACCUGAAGGACAAAUGGAAUUUCCUGGAAAAGAAGGUUACCAACCAGGGGAAAGACCAAGACAAUCCAAGGUACAAGAUAAUUUAAGACCAGAGGGCUCCAUGGAAUUUCCAGAGAAGGCUCAAUAUACCCCUGGACAAAAAGCCAAGCCUGUCACACAUGGAGACAAUCUUACCACAGGGGGAAAAAUGGAGUUUCCAUCCAAAGAAGGCUAUCAACCUGUACCCAGAUCCAUGCCAUCAAAACUCCAUGAUAACUUGAAGCCAGAAGGAGAAAUGGACUUUCCUGAAAAAUCAAGCUAUACACCUGGGCAGAGACUUCCAGCAAAGAAAGCUCAAGACAAUUUGCAUCCUGAAGGGGUUCACUACUACCCUGAUCAAGACCAAUAUACUCCUGGCAUAAGAUCUCAGCCUGUCAAGCACCCUGACAACUUGCAAACUGGAGGCAAAAUCCUAUACCCAUCCAAGGAAUCAUAUGCCCCAGGGGAACGCAUGCCCAAGACAGAACAUCCUGACAACCUCAGACCAGAAGGGCAGAUGUUGUUCCCUGGAAAAGAGACCUACACCCCAGGAGAGAGAUCAAGGCCCACAAAAGCUAUUGACCAUCUGAAACCAGAAGGAACCAUUGAUUUCCCUGAGAAAGGAAGUUAUACUCCUGGUGAAAAGGCCAUUCCUGUGGCCUAUGGAGACAACAUCAUUUCUGAAGGGAGAAUGGAAUUUCCUCAAAAGGAAGCAUAUCAAGGUGUACCAAGACGUCAGCCAACUAAAACUCUUGACAACCUGAAACAAGAAGGUGAAAUCCAGUUUCCAACCAAAGAACAAUAUCAUCCAGGAGAAAGAAUCCAACCCAAGAAAGCUGCUGACAAUCUCCACACAGAAGGAAUCCACUACUACCCUGAAAAAGAAGGUUACACUCCAGGACAAAAGUCACAGCCAGUAAAACAUUCAGACAAUCUUCAAACUGGAGGAAAGAUUUUGUAUCCAUCAAAAGAAAAGUACCAGCCAGGAGAAAGGGCAUCUAGAAAGGAGCAUCCUGACAACCUUAGACCAGAGGGACAAAUGGAAUUCCCUGGCAAAGAAGAGUACACACCCACCCAGAGGCCAAAGGCAAUGAAACUUGGUGAUAAUCUAAGACCAGAGGGAUCCAUGGACUUCCCAGAGAAGGCUGAGUAUACUCCUGGAGAAAAAGCUAAACCUGUUACCCAUGGUGACCAUUUGACACCAGAAGGCAACAUGGAGUUCCCAUCAAAACAGGACUACAAGUCAGUGCCAAGGCCACAAGCAGCCAAAUUCAGAGACAACCUGAAGCCAGAAGGUAGCAUUGACUUUCCAUCUAAAGAAGUCUUCCAAGCUGCAGAAAGAGCACAUGUGAAGAAACAGGAGGAUAACCUUCAUGCAGAGGGACAGCACUUUUAUCCACAAAAGCAGGGAUUUACUCCUGGUGAAAAAGCACAACCAGUCAAACAUGCUGAUAACUUGCAAACAGGUGGAAAAAUCUUGUAUCCAAGCAAAGAAUCUUAUUCACCUGGGGAGAGAAUGCCAAAGGCAGAACACCCUGACAAUCUCAGACCAGAAGGACAAAUGGAGUUUCCCCAAAAAGACACCUAUCAACCUGUUCAAAGGGCUAAACCCACUAAAAUGCAAGAUCAGCUCAAACCAGAAGGUUCCUUUGAGUUCCCAGAGAAAGGACAAUACAUUCCUGGAGAAAAGGCUAAACCUGUGGCAUAUGGAGACAACCUUGUUCCUGAAGGAAAAAUGGAGUUCCCAGAGAAGGAAGGAUACACACCUGUGAAAAGAUCUCAACCAUCCAAAUUGGUUGACAAUCUGAGGCCUGAAGGAGCCAUGGACUUCCCAGCAAAGGAAGAAUCUUAUUCACCUGGGGAGAGAAUGCCAAAGGCAGAACACCCUGACAAUCUCAGACCAGAAGGACAAAUGGAGUUUCCCCAAAAAGACACCUAUCAACCUGUUCAAAGGGCUAAACCCACUAAAAUGCAAGAUCAGCUCAAACCAGAAGGUUCCUUUGAGUUCCCAGAGAAAGGACAAUACAUUCCUGGAGAAAAGGCUAAACCUGUGGCAUAUGGAGACAACCUUGUUCCUGAAGGAAAAAUGGAGUUCCCAGAGAAGGAAGGAUACACACCUGUGAAAAGAUCUCAACCAUCCAAAUUGGUUGACAAUCUGAGGCCUGAAGGAGCCAUGGACUUCCCAGCAAAGGAAGGUUUCCAAGUGGGGGAGAGACUGCCAGCAAAGAAAGCAACAGACAAUCUCCAUUCAGAGGGUGUUCACUACUACCCAGAAAAGGAAGCAUACACUCCUGGACAGAGGUCUCAGCCUGUGAAACAUCCAGACAACUUACAGACCAGUGGGAAGAUCUUGUAUCCAAGCAAAGAAUCUUAUGCUCCAGGUGAAAGAGCUCCAAGAACUGAACACCCUGAUAAUUUGAGACCUGAAGGACAAAUGGAAUUUCCUGGAAAAGAAGGUUACCAACCAGGGGAAAGACCAAGACAAUCCAAGGUACAAGAUAAUUUAAGACCAGAGGGCUCCAUGGAAUUUCCAGAGAAGUCUCAAUACACCCCUGGACAAAAAGCUAAGCCUGUUACACAUGGAGACAAUCUUUCCCCAGAAGGAAAAAUGGAGUUUCCAUCCAAAGAAGGGUAUCAGCCUGUUCCAAGAUCUGUCCCAUCCAAGCUUAGUGACAAUCUCAAACCUGAAGGAACCAUGGAGUUUCCUGAGAAAAUGGGUUUCCCACAAGGAGAGAGAGUUGCAGUCAAAAGAACCACUGAUAAUUUGCACCUUGAAGGGACAAUGGAUCUUCAGAGAAGAGAUGACUACUCUACCACCCAAAAGGCAUCUACUGUCACCAAGGUCACAAGACAGGACAACUUGAAACUUGAAGGCAGCCAUGAGUUCACCAGGAGGCAGGCAGAGGAAUACAAGGCAACCUCUGCAGAACAC
Notodromas monacha is the source of this 3113-nucleotide messenger RNA. The record is from the annotation of a GenBank genome assembly. NCBI's taxonomy places the organism in Eukaryota, Metazoa, Arthropoda, Ostracoda, Podocopida, Cyprididae.